Molecule: messenger RNA, 3227 nt
Organism: Heterocephalus glaber (naked mole-rat)
Lineage: Eukaryota; Metazoa; Chordata; Mammalia; Rodentia; Bathyergidae
Source: RefSeq, a predicted model, not a curated record
CCCCGGAGCCUUCGUCCUGGCCAAUCAUCUGUUGUUGAGCGGCUGCUGUGAAUUGAGCACGGGAUGCUCAGCCGUGGAGAAGCCGCGAAUGCGGCCGGGGGCGAGUCGUUCGUUCGCCCCCGAGGGAUCUCCCCUCAUCUGAGCGCCUCUGGAGGCCCCGCGAGCUGCAGAUGCUGGGCUGAGCUCUCCCGGCUCCCAUCCCCAUGCAGAUCCUGGGCUGCCGCGCCUCGUCCCUUCUUCGCUCCCUUCCCUCAGCCAUAUAAGGAGCGACAGCUGCCAGGGCGGCCCCAGGAUCUAAAGAUAGCGGAGGCCCGGGACUCCAGACGCCACCGGGCAGCAGGAGUCGCCAUGGCACGGCAGCACGCGCGGACCUUGUGGUACGACAGGCCCAAGUACGUGUUCAUGGAGUUCUGCGUGGAGGACAGCACGGACGUGCACGUGGUCCUCGAGGACCACCGCGUGGUGUUCAGCUGCAAGAACGGCGAUGGGGUGGAGCUGUGCAACGAGAUUGAGUUCUACGCCAAGGUGAACUCCAAGGACUCCCAGGAUAAACGCUCUGGCCGCUCUGUAACUUGUUUUGUGAGGAAAUGGAAGGAGAAGGUGGCCUGGCCGCGGCUCACCAAGGAGGAUAUCAAGCCGGUGUGGCUGUCCAUGGACUACGACAACUGGAGAGAUUGGGAAGGGGACGAAGAGGGGGAGCUGGCGCAGGUGGAGCAUUAUGCGGAGCUUUUGCAGAAGGUCAGCACCAAGAGACUGCCCCCUGCCAUGGAUGACCUGGAUUUCUCCACCGUGGUGGUCGCCUGCCGCCCCGCAGAGCUGCCGGCCGAGGUGGGCAAAGGCCAGAAGGUGGUGCGACACGGGUUCCAGGUGGUGCUGGAGGACACGCUGCUCUUUCCCGAGGGCGGGGGACAGCCUGAUGACAGGGGUAUGAUUGACAAUGUCCCUGUGCUGAGAGUGACCCGCCGGGGGGCUGAAGCUGAUCACUUCACAGAGACACCGCUGGCCCCCGGGAGCCGGGUCCAGGUCCACGUGGACUGGGAGCGGCGCUUCGACCACAUGCAACAGCACUCAGGGCAACACCUCAUCACCGCAGUUGCCGAGCAUCUGUUUGGACUGAAGACAACCUCGUGGGAGCUGGGGCGGCUUCAGAGUGUGAUCGAGCUGGACAGCCCCUCCGUGACCGCUGAGCAGGUGGCUGCCAUUGAGCAGAGCGUGAACGAGAAGAUCCGCGCGCGGCUGCCCGUCAGUGUGCGAGAGCUGAGCCCAGAUGACCCCGAGGUGGAGCAGGUGCGGGGCCGGGGGCUGCCGGACGAUCAUGUGGGGCCCGUGCGUGUGGUGACCAUUGAGGGUGUGGACGCCAACAUGUGCUGCGGGACCCACGUGAGCAACCUCAGUGACCUGCAGGUCAUCAAGGUCCUGGGCAUCGAAAAGGGGAAGAAGAACAAGACCAACCUGCUCUUUCUGGCCGGGCACCGAGUGCUGAAAUGGGUGGCACGGAGUCACGCAAACGAAAAGGCUCUCACUGCGCUGCUCAAGUGUGGGGCCGAGGACCACGUGCAGGUGGUGACCAAGCUCCAGAGCUCAGUGAAGCUCCUGCAGAAGAACAACCUGAAUCUGCUCAGAGACCUGGCCGUGCACGUGGCCCGCACCCUCAGGGACAGCCCGGACUGGGGCGGGGUGGUGGCGCUGCACAGGAAGGAGGGUGAUUCUGAGUUCAUGAACAUCGUGGCCAAUGAGAUUGGAGCCGAGGACACCCUCCUGUUCCUGACUGUGGGAGACGAGAAGGGGCCAGGGCUCUUCUUACUGGCCGGGCCCCCUGAAGCCGUGGAGACCCUGGGGCCCAGGGUGGCUGAGGUCCUCGAAGGUAAAGGAGUGGGGAAGAAAGGCCGCUUCCAGGGCAAGGCCACCAGGAUGAGCCGGCGCACGGAGGCACAGGUGCUGCUGCGGAACCACGCAAGCCUGCGAGCACAGAGGGCUGAGCUGGGCGCCGGCUCCACGGGGCAGUGACAGCCCAGCUCCAGUGGCUCUACCGCCCUGGAUUCAAUGCCUAGCUGUGCAUCAGCAUGUACCUGUCAAUAGUUUUCUUUCUUCUUUCUUAUGCUCCUGGGGAUUGAACCCAAGGCCUAGUGUGCAAGAGGAAGGCCCUCUACCACUGAGUUAUGUCGGCAGCCUCCCAGUUUUGUUUCCUUUUUCAGUAGUGGGGAUUGAACCCACGGCCUUUACACUGAACCAUGUAUUCAGCCUGUUUAUUUUUGUUUUCGUUUGAGACAGAGUAUUGCCAGAUCACUCAGUUGCCCAGGCUAGGCUCAAAUUUGCAAUACUCCUGGCUCAGCCUCUAAGGAUGGGAUCACAGGCGUGCACCACCAUGCCCGGCUUCAGGCCUGUUUUAUGAUGGCACUAACCACAUUCACGGCCCUGUGACAUAAUCACCCCUUAAAAGCCUCACCUCCUGAUAGGGGAGUUCACCGGGUGUGAUAAAAAAUGUGGUGAAUGCUGCUGCUGAGUGCUACCCACGUGAAAGGCAGGCUCAAAACUGUCAGUGUCCUCAUCCCUUUUUCCUCCGGUGGCACUGUGUGUACUUCUGGCUAUUCCCCAACAUCAGAAUGACCAUAGUUAAGGGAAACCUUUGGAAUCCAUGUAGGACAUCGAGGCAGCCGAGACAGUGCAACCAAAACCUCAGGAGAGAGGACUCCAGAGCUGCUGCAGAAAGUGCAGGAGCCACGGGAUGAGUGUGUUCGAAGCCAGGGAAAGGCUUCUGAGGGGAUUCAUGGCACUGUCUUACAUUUUCUUACCGUAUUCCCAGAUCGUCCCUUGCAUCACGCUUGGGGUUGGGAUUUCAACAUGCGAAUCCCCUAGGAACACAAACCCCAGGACCAUGGCAGGGGUAGGGUUGGGUCACUUCCACUUGGGGCCACCGCACCCUGCAGGCACACUCGGGUGCCAUGAGCAUCUGGACACCCAGGCUUGUGUCCUGAUCUGAACACAGAACUUGACGUGGUCACCAAGGGGCAGUUAGGAAAAGUCACACAGACAUGAGCACCGUGCAGGAAGAUGGAACUUGGCUGUCCAAGGAGAGAGCAGCAGUUUUGAGCUGGUGAUGCCUUUGCUGCCUAUCCUGGGGUCCCUCAUCCAAUGCCCUGGGAACAAAGACCUAGCGUUCAGGGCAAGGGGGUCACUUGUCUUUUAUAAGGCUUGCCAGAAAAUAAAGCAGAAGGAGUAAUCGUUCA